AUGCAGGCGUUCUUACACCGGAUGAACCAGUGCGCUGCAUCAAAAAUUGACAAAAAUGUAACAGAAGAAACAGUGAAGAUGCUGUUCUCAAACAUUGAAGAUAUCCUUGCAGUACAUAAGGAAUUUUUAAAAGUCGUGGAAGAAUGCCUACAUCCAGAACCUAAUGCUCAGCAAGAAGUGGGAACCUGCUUUCUUCACUUUAAAGACAAGUUUCGUAUCUAUGAUGAAUACUGUAGUAACCAUGAGAAGGCCCAAAAAUUGCUUCUUGAACUUAACAAAAUAAGAACAAUCCGCACAUUUCUUUUGAACUGUAUGCUACUCGGAGGACGGAAGAACACAGAUGUUCCCCUGGAAGGAUAUUUAGUAACACCGAUACAAAGAAUUUGCAAGUAUCCUCUCCUUUUGAAGGAGUUGCUGAAGCGGACUCCAAGGAAACACAGUGACUACGCAGCAGUAAUGGAAGCCCUCCAAGCCAUGAAAGCCGUCUGUUCCAACAUAAACGAGGCCAAGAGGCAGAUGGAGAAGUUAGAAGUUUUGGAGGAGUGGCAGUCUCACAUUGAAGGCUGGGAGGGAUCCAACAUUACUGAUACCUGCACUGAAAUGCUAAUGUGUGGAGUCUUACUGAAAAUCUCUUCUGGAAAUAUUCAAGAACGGGUGUUUUUUCUUUUCGAUAAUCUUUUGGUGUAUUGCAAAAGAAAACACAGACGGUUGAAGAAUAGCAAGGCAUCUACAGAUGGACAUCGGUACCUUUUUCGUGGCCGAAUCAAUACAGAGGUGAUGGAAGUGGAGAAUGUGGACGAUGGCACAGCUGAUUUCCAUAGUAGUGGACACAUUGUUAUCAAUGGAUGGAAAAUACAUAACACAGCAAAAAAUAAAUGGUUCGUGUGCAUGGCAAAAACACCUGAAGAGAAGCACGAAUGGUUUGAAGCUAUUUUGAAAGAAAGAGAACGGAGAAAAGGUUUAAAAUUAGGAAUGGAGCAAGACACCUGGGUAAUGAUCUCCGAACAGGGUGAGAAACUUUAUAAGAUGAUGUGCAAACAAGGAAAUCUGAUCAAAGACAGGAAAAGAAAACUGACCACGUUCCCUAAAUGCUUCCUUGGAAGUGAAUUUGUGUCAUGGCUGUUGGAAAUUGGAGAGAUUCACAGGCCUGAGGAAGGGGUUCACUUAGGACAAGCAUUGUUAGAAAAUGGAAUCAUCCACCAUGUUACUGAUAAGCAUCAAUUCAAGCCAGAACAGAUGUUAUAUAGAUUUCGCUAUGAUGAUGGAACAUUUUAUCCACGAAAUGAGAUGCAGGAUGUGAUUUCAAAGGGAGUGAGAUUAUAUUGCCGUCUCCAUAGUCUGUUUACUCCAGUGAUAAGAGAUAAAGACUACCAUUUAAGAACCUACAAAUCUGUAGUCAUGGCCAACAAACUGAUAGACUGGUUAAUUGCACAGGGGGAUUGCCGUACCAGAGAAGAGGCAAUGAUAUUUGGCGUCGGACUCUGUGACAAUGGAUUUAUGCACCAUGUCCUUGAGAAAAGUGAAUUCAAAGAUGAACCCCUACUUUUUCGUUUUUUUGCGGAUGAGGAAAUGGAAGGAUCAAAUAUGAAGCACCGACUUAUGAAACAUGAUUUAAAAGUAGUGGAAAAUGUUAUAGCCAAAUCAUUAUUGAUUAAAUCCAAUGAAGGCAGCUAUGGUUUUGGGUUAGAAGACAAAAAUAAAGUUCCAAUAAUAAAGUUGGUAGAAAAGGGGUCUAAUGCUGAGAUGGCUGGCAUGGAAGUUGGGAAAAAGAUUUUUGCUAUUAAUGGUGACCUAGUUUUUAUGAGACCUUUCAAUGAAGUGGACUGCUUCCUGAAAUCAUGCUUAAACAGCAGAAAGCCACUAAGAGUUCUUGUGAGCACAAAGCCAAGGGAGACAGUGAAGAUCCCAGAUUCAGCUGAGGGACUUGGAUUCCAGAUCCGAGGAUAUGGCCCAUCGGUUGUACAUGCAGUCGGAAGAGGGACUGUGGCUGCAGCCGCUGGUCUUCACCCUGGACAGUGUAUUAUCAAAGUAAAUGGUAUCAAUGUCAGCAAGGAGACACAUGCCAGUGUCAUUGCACAUGUCACAGCCUGCAGGAAAUACAGGAGACCAGUGAAGCAAGACUCCAUACAAUGGGUUUAUAAUAGCAUUGAGAGUGCUCAAGAAGACCUUCAAAAGGCUAACUCUAAACCCCCAGGAGAUGAAGUAGGGGAUGCAUUUGACUGCAAAGUAGAAGAGGUGAUUGACAAGUUUAACACCAUGGCCAUCAUCGACGGGAAGAAGGAGCACGUGAGCCUGACUGUGGAUAACGUCCACCUGGAAUAUGGUGUUGUGUAUGAGUAUGACAGCACAGCUGGGAUAAAGUGCAAUGUGGUGGAGAAGAUGAUUGAGCCCAAAGGUUUCUUCAGCCUCACUGCCAAGAUUCUUGAAGCCCUGGCUAAAAGUGAUGAUCAUUUUGUGCAAAACUGCACCAGCCUUAACUCUUUAAAUGAAGUGAUUCCUACUGACCUUCAUAAUAAAUUCAGUGCCUUUUGCAGUGAAAAAAUUGAGCACAUAUGUCAGAGAAUAUCCAGUUAUAAAAAGUUUUCACGGGUACUGAAGAAUAGAGCCUGGCCCACCUUUAAACAGGCCAAAUCUAAAAUUUCCCCAUUACACAGCAGUGAUUUCUGCCCUACCAACUGCCAUGUCAACAUAAUGGAAGUUUCCUAUCCCAAAACAUCAACCUCUCUGGGGAGUGCAUUUGGUGUUCAGCUGGAUAGUAGGAAGCAUAAUUCUCUUGAUAAAGAAAAUAAAUCUGAGCAAGGGAAAUUGAGCCCUAUGGUGUACAUUCAACACACAAUCACAACAAUGGCAGCCCCUUCAGGUCUGUCUCUGGGACAGCAGGAUGGACAUGGGCUCCGAUAUUUGUUAAAAGAGGAAGACCUAGAAACUCAAGAUAUUUAUCAGAAGCUGUUGGGCAAACUUCAGACUGCACUGAAAGAGGUGGAGAUGUGUGUUUGUCAAAUUGAUGACCUUCUGUCUUCCAUAACAUAUUCUCCUAAAUUAGAACGUAAGACAUCAGAGUGCACAGGACCAACAGACAGUGACAACGAGAAGGGAGAAAGAAAUAGCAAACGAGUCUGUUUUAAUAUGGCGGGAGAUGAGCAGGAAGAUUCAGGUCAUGACACCAUCAGCAACAGAGACUCUUACAGCGACUGCAACAGCAACAGGAACUCUAUCGCGUCCUUCACCAGCAUCUGCAGCAGCCAGUGCAGCUCGUACCUCCACAGCGACGAGAUGGACUCAGGUGAUGAGCUUCCCCUCAGUGUUCGCAUUUCUCACGAUAAACAGGACAAGAUACAUAGUUGUCUCGAGCAUCUUUUCAGCCAGGUGGAUUCGAUUACCAAUCUCCUAAAAGGGCAAGCUGUUGUAAGGGCCUUUGAGCAAACCAAGUACCUCACACCAGGGCAAGGAUUACAAGAAUUUCAGCAGGAAAUGGAACCAAAGCUGAGUUGUCCAAAAAGGUUAAGGCUUCACAUCAAGCAAGACCCUUGGAAUCUUCCCAGCAGUGUCCGGAAUCUUGCUCAGAACAUCAGAAAAUUUGUUGAAGAGGUGAAGUGUAGGAUACUCCUGGCUCUUCUUGAAUAUUCAGACAGUGAGACACAGCUCCGAAGAGACAUGGUUUUCUGCCAGAGUCUUGUGGCCACAGUCUGUGCCUUCUCUGAGCAGCUUAUGGCAGCCUUAAACCAGAUGUUUGACAGCAGCAAAGACAAUGAGAUGGACACCGGGGAGGCCAGCAGAAGGUGGCUGGACCAGAUAGCGAAUGCAGGUGUUCUUUUUCACUUUCAGUCGCUCCUGUCACCAAACUUGACAGAUGAACAAGCCAUGUUAGAAGAUACACUGGUUGCACUAUUUGAUUUGGAAAAAGUUUCUUUUUACUUUAAACCAUCAGAAGAGGAACCACUGGUUGCAAAUGUUCCUCUUACAUAUCAAGCGGAAGGAAGUCGGCAGGCUCUGAAAGUUUACUUCUACAUUGAUAGUUAUCAUUUUGAACAGCUGCCUCAACGUUUGAAAAAUGGAGGAGGGUUUAAAAUUCAUCCUGUUCUUUUUGCACAAGCACUGGAGAGCAUGGAAGGGUAUUAUUAUAGAGACAAUGUUUCGGUGGAAGAAUUUCAAGCCCAGAUAAAUGCAGCCUCAUUGGAAAAAGUCAAACAAUAUAACCAGAAACUCAGGGCGUUCUACUUGGACAAGUCAAAUUCACCACCUAACUCCACAUCCAAAGCUGCCUAUGUAGAUAAGCUAAUGAGGCCUCUCAAUGCUUUGGAUGAACUUUAUCGACUGGUAGCCUCGUUUAUCAGAUCCAAGCGCACGGCCGCCUGUGCAAACACAGCUUGCAGCGCCUCCGGGGUUGGUCUGCUGUCCGUGUCCUCGGAGCUGUGCAACAGGCUGGGGGCCUGCCACAUCAUCAUGUGCAACAGUGGCGUGCACAGGUGCACCCUGAGCGUGACACUGGAGCAGGCCAUCAUUCUGGCCAGAAGCCAUGGACUGCCUCCUCGCUACAUCAUGCAGGCUACAGAUGUGAUGCGGAAGCAGGGAGCAAGAGUUCAGAACACAGCAAAGAAUUUGGGAAUCAGAGACAGAACCCCACAGUCUGCUCCAAGGCUGUACAAGCUGUGCGAGCCGCCUCCCCCUGUUGGAGAAGAAUGA
Molecule: messenger RNA, 4683 nt
Organism: Puma concolor (puma)
Lineage: Eukaryota; Metazoa; Chordata; Mammalia; Carnivora; Felidae
Source: RefSeq, a predicted model, not a curated record